AUGACAAAGGGGGCGGCGGCGGCCGGGCCGAGGGAGCGCGGCGGCCUGUCGUGCGCGGGGCGGCGUGGCGGUGGCGGCUGCGCCGGGGCCCGCGAGGCGGUGUACGAGUGGUUCGGGCUGGCGCUGGGCUCGGCGGAGCGGCUGGAGUUCGCCGUGGGGCUGCUGGGCCUCCUGCACCCGCUCGAGCUGCGCUUCCUGGGCUCCUGCCUCGAGGAGCUCGCCCGCAAGGACUACCACUGCCUGCGCGACUCCGAGGCCAAGGCCAACGGCGCCGCCCCCGCCAGCGACCCCGCCGAGCCGCCCCCCGCGCCCGCCUCGCCCCCGCCCCCGCGGCCCUCCUCCGACUUCCUCGACCCGGCCGCCCGCUCCAAGCUCAUCGUCUCCCUGGCGCUGCUGGGCUCCGAGAACCGCGAGGCCGCCGGCCGCCUCCACCGCCUCCUGCCCCGCGUGGACGCCGUCCUGCGAAGCUGCCGCCGGCCCGCCUCGCCUCCUCCUCCUUCUCCCGGCGCCGAAGAGGGCCUGGGGCUGGUGGCCCAGCAGGAGCUGCUGCUGCUCUUCACCAUGGCCUCCCUCCACCCGGCCUUCCCCUUCCACCAGAGGGUCACCCUCCGGCAGCACCUCGAGAGGCUGCGGGGGGCGCUCGGGCGGGACGCCCAGGAGGGGGACGGGAUCCCCUGCCACGGGGGACGGAACUUUUGCCAUAACUGCCUGACAAGUAAUGAGAACAGUUUGUAUGAACAAACAGCAGUGCUUCACGAUAAACUUAUGAUGGCCUCCCACCGACCACAGCAAGAAGCUGUGCAUAUUGAGAAGAUAAUGCUGAAGGGUGCACCAAGGAAAAGGGCUGACAAACAUCUAGAAUAUACUUUCAAAGUAACCUGGUCUGAUCAUUCUAUAUCCUGUGUAACAAAAACACACCAAGAGCUACAGGAAUUUCUUCUAAAACUUCCAAAGGAACUCUCUUCUGAAGCAUUUGACAAGACAAUUUUAGGAGCACUAAAUCAGGGGUUCCAGAAACACGAAGAAAGACGGCAUGCAGAUUUUGAACCUUUGAUAAGGCGACUGUUUGCAACUACAUCACAAGCUUUUCUACAGAAUCAGAGUGUGAACAACUUCUUUCAAUCUCUGUCAUCAGAAACUUUGCACAGCCACAAUAACCUUCAGUCUUCUUUAAAGACAUCUAAGACACCAGAACACUUCAAGGAGGACAGUUCAGAGGCUUCGAGUCAGGAAGAAGAAAUAAUACAGCACACAGUGGUCCAUAAGAAACACAAUGGGAAAUGCCCUCUUGCCAAUGCAAUAAACACAAAAUGCUGUGCCAUGGAUGGCUUCGAUACAGCACAUUCUGAACACAACGGCAUGGCAGACUGGAGAAGGAAAAGCUGUGCUAUGCAGCAGCAUCCAGAGCACUGUACACUACUUGAUCAGAACUCAGGAGAGAAAAGGAGUUUGCCUGCUAUGAAUAAGAAGAAAGGAAAGCCACAGUCAGAAAAAGAUAAAGUAAAGAAAACAGACAGCAGGUUAACCAUCAGAGCUAACUGUGUAAGAGUUGCAGAGAGUCACCACUUCCACCCAGGAACAGCAAAAGAUUCAAAUUUAGACAUUACUAUUGGACAUGAUACAUGCGGAGAAACCUCUUCAGAGAGUUACAGUUCUCCUUCUAGUCCACGGCAUGAUGGAAGGGAAAGCUUUGAAAGUGAAGAAGAAAAAGACAGAGACACAGACAGCAAUUCUGAAGACUCUGGCAACCAGAAUGUGUUGAGAUUUACCGCUUACGGCACUGGAGAUGUCAGCAAUUCACCUGCACAUAUUUCAGUGAGAUCACAGAAUGGAAAUAUGGUAGAAGAUCCUCUGAGUUCACAGUUCCAACAUAUUUCCUUUAUGCACUGCGUGACGCACAACGGUGCACAGAAACCUGAGGCAGCAAUUCCGCCAUGUAUAGCUCCUGACGGGAAAACUUUGGGAAUGGUUGCCGGCGGUCCUGUUCCCGUUUCCCCAAUGAGGGAGCCUGCAAACUCCGCUGUCAGAAUUGGCUCAGCUGGCGAAUCCGAAAAACACGCCGCUUCCUCCCCUUUGCCAGCUGCGUUCCUUCCACCCGCAGUCCAGCCAACAAUGCACAGAAUGAAAAUCUCUUCGCCACAGGCCUCGUCUGAUGGUUGCCCCAUGAGCAGUCUGCAGCAGCAAGCAGGGAAUUUAAGCAUCGGCUCACCUAACACUGCCUUUCUCCCAGUCCACAACCCAGGUAACUUUCCAGGACCUGCCGUUUCUACUACAGACCCAAUGUCCAAGCCCGCAUCCCACGCUGUGGGCCUAAAUCAAGUGGUGCCUCAUGUUGAGGGAAACGCAGGAGCGAUCCCUCAGCCUUCCAGUCUAAAAGUAGUCGUUCCCGCAGCUGGCCUCUCGACAGGACUUCCACCCGCUCCUUUUACCAUACCAGUGACUCUUCAUACUUCCAGUGUGUUGCCCAAUCAGAGCACAGCUGUGCUGAACACCAUCGCCUCCACGCCGCCUCCAUCCUCCGGACUGUGUGUGAGUCAGGUCCAGCCCACCGUUCCUCCAGCAGUGCCCACCCACACGCCAGGACCGGCCCCUAGCCCCAUCCCUGCUCUAACACACAGCACUGCCCAGAGCGACAGUACCUCCUACAUUAGCGCUGUCGGGAACACUAACGCUAACGGGGCUCUGCUAUCUCCACAGCAGCCGGGGUCUGGGCUGUGUGGGUCUUGUGGCCGCAGAUGCGGCUGUGGGACCAACGGCAACCUUCAAGUUAACAGUUACUUUUAUCACAACCCACUUCACGGACAAGUCUACAGAGUUCCACCUUUCAUCCCCCUGCCGUCGCUUUGCAAUGGUAGCUACCUCAACCAGCCGCACCAGACUAACGGGACGCAGAUCCCUUUUUACUUGCCUCGGGCGCCGUAUGCAAACGGGCUGAUGCACGACCCGGUCAUGGGGAGCCAAACCAACUACGGUAUGCAGCAGAUGGCAGGAUACGGGAGGUUCUAUCCUGUGUAUCCGGCUCCAAAUGUAGUUGCCAAUGCUAAUGGAUCAGGGCCCAAGAAGAACGGGAAUGUGUCCUGUUAUAAUUGUGGUCUUAGUGGGCACUAUGCACAGGACUGUAAACAGUCAUCCAUGGAGGCCAGUCAACCAGGCACUUACAGAUUGAGAUAUGCACCUCCCCCACCCCCUCCUAAUGAUACGUUGGAUUCUGCUGACUGAAACCAAGUAAACAUUGCCUACAUACCAAAAUGAAGGCUGGGAAAUCUGGGGAAUUCUUUGGAGUUGAGAGAUUCCUUGUGUGUGUGUUUCGUUGUUGUUGUUUUUUUUAAUAUUCUUUUGCAUUUUUCCCCCCCCAUUGCUCAUGAACUUCUGUUCUAAUACGAAAGAAGAAAGCAGUUUUGCUCCUGGUCUGACUCGCAUAAAGUGUGUUGCUAUCUCAGCCAGUCGAUCCGAUGAGCAUUUGAAUGACUAGACUUUUGCACUGAAGACAUAACACAUGCAAUGUUUACUUCAUUUUGACCUCUGACUACACUGGUUGAACAGCCAUAUGGUUGAAAGGAGAAACUGGGUCAUUCUUUCCCUCCCCCCCCCCAUGCUGCUGAGUCUUCUCCCCCCUCCCCCUUGGCUGGGUCUGCCGUCUCCCUGGGACUGGGUGGGGGGGCGUUCAGCCAUUUAUGUAGAUCCUGCCCACAACACUAGUAACUGAUUUGCUCUGUCUGUGAACCCAAUGGGGACGCUGGUUUCUUGUUAAACUGAAAACCCUCAACAGUGCAUAUGCAUUCUCUGAUAAAUAUAUAGCUCUUACGUGCCUCAGUGAAAAUACAUAGGAUGGGGAAGGCUUAAAACAAUGUGGACUUUAAAACUAAUUUCUGAAAUAAGAAAUAAGUUGAACAAGUUUCUUUAGUUUGUGUUUAUUUUUUUCUGUUGAUUCUAUUUCAAAGUGGGGAGGGGGGUGAACGGUCUGAAUGCCUUCUUAGUUUGUGUGUCUGCAUUUGUGAUGAAAGUUGGCAGUGAGUACCUUUUUUGUACUCUAGUUUGUCAGAACAAAAAAAAAAUUACUUGAUUUAAACUUUUCCCCUUUUGGCUAUUGCGGUGUUGUAUUUAGAAUGUAAAAUGGCUUGUUUCAAUCUGGACAGAAACCUACCUGAAUUCUGCAGAUCCGAAUUGGGUAUUUCUAUGCCAGAACCAGUCUACCAAAUAGCAAUGUCACUUUCUUAUGACAAUUUACCACUGUGUGAUCACGGUAUAAUGUGAAAGACUCCAAUGAGUGUGAAGAUUGAUCAUGUUUGUGUCACGUCACCAAGUUUAACGCUGCUGUAUUUUAUUUCUAAAAGCCAAUAUAUCCUAAAUUGCUUCCAGGUAAUAUUUUUGGUUUCUUAAAUGCACUGAAUUUAUCUGGAAGAAGACUUCUGACUGUUGAAAUGAACGCUGAACUACCACAAUUUGUGUAUCCAUAGGUAUUAGCAUUCCUCACAAUUCAUAGCAGAAAUAUAGAUUUUACUUAUUUGAGAAAAUUAGAUAUACAUGCAGCAAAACAAAACCCACUUUGGGUUCAGUCAACCAACUGUUAAAAGGAAAAAAAAAACUUGAAAACUUGAUUUACUACAUUUCUUCAUAGAUAGCAUUUAUAUUUAUAGCACCAAUAUAUUUUGAAAUUGUGGGAGUUAAAGGGGUAGAUGAGAACUUUAAUUUAAAAAAAAUUAGCAUAGGAAAUUAUUUUGGUUAAAAUAUUUUAUUUGCUCUGGGUAUCUUGGACCAUAUUAAAAUAAAAUAACUGCUUCUGAGUUUAGUGAGGGUGUGGAAACACUGGUGGACUCACAUUCUGAAUUAUCUGCCAGUUUAUGGGGCUUAUUUUAUGAUUUAAGAUACUGUACUGUAAAUGGGAGGUACGUUGCCUUCUCUUUAUUUGUAUGUUUACCAUAUACUUUGAUAUUUGAAAUGUUAUGUACUGGAAAGGUCACUUAUAUUUCUAGAACAGAUUGGAUUUUAUGCAGCAUUUUUCCUUGAAUUAACAGCAAUAAAAAGGGGGAAAAUCA
Heteronotia binoei (common prickly gecko) is the source of this 5036-nucleotide messenger RNA. RefSeq names its product zinc finger CCHC-type containing 2 (gene ZCCHC2). The record is from RefSeq and is a predicted model, not a curated record. Bases 1 to 3219 code for a protein of 1072 amino acids. Gene Ontology annotation, molecular function: nucleic acid binding; zinc ion binding; phosphatidylinositol binding. Lineage: Eukaryota; Metazoa; Chordata; Lepidosauria; Squamata; Gekkonidae. The transcript has 15 exons.